Messenger RNA from Didymodactylos carnosus, 879 nucleotides. NCBI's taxonomy places the organism in Eukaryota, Metazoa, Rotifera, Eurotatoria, Philodinida, Philodinidae. The record is from the annotation of a GenBank genome assembly.
AUGGCAUUGAAAAAAUCUUAUCAUAUCGAGUCAUUUUUGAAUUUAAAAAAUGAUAUAGAAAAAUCAUUUAUUAAAAUUGAACAACUUUAUGCACAAACGUCAAAAGAUGACAAUGAAUUAGAAAAUCUAUUCAAAAAUAUAGCAUGGAAUUUAGAAGAUCUUGAAAAAUUAAAUCAAUUACCACAAAACAAUAACGAUGAUGAACUUUCUCAAUCUCAUCAUAAAGAAAUAGAAGAUGAAAAUGUAUCAUUGCCAAUACUUGACGAUAAAAUAUCGAAUGAAUUUGAUGAAGAAGCAGAAGAUAAAACAUUACUCAAAAGAGAAUUUACACAUCCAUUAGAAACAAUUAAUAAUCGAUCAUCUAAACCCAAACAACAUUCUAUUUUUUUUUAUUCAAAAGAAAAUAGUGAACCGUUUUUAUUAAAAAAAACUAACAUUUUAAACACGAAUUUUUCAUCUUCUAAUGAACGUAUCGAUUAUGUUAAACGGAUGCGUAUACGACUAAAUUAUUAUAAGAAUGAAAUGAUGAAACAAGAAAAUAUGGACAUUGUUAAUUUAUCUCCAUCGUUAUCUACUUCACUAUCAUCUUCACGUGAUGCAAUUCUUAAAACUCAAGAUGAACAAUUGAAUACUAUUCAUAGUACCGUUCUUUCAUUAAAACAUUUAACACAAAAUAUUAAUUUUGAACUUGAUGGACAUGUUCAAGUAUUGAAUAAUUUAGAUCAGAAUAUGGUACAUAAUCAAAAUAAUAUUGAACAAUUAACAAAACAAACAAACUAUUUUGUUAGGAAUAAAUCCGAUCCAAUUGCACACACGCUUCUGACAAUAUUAGCCAUUGUCUUAUUUUUCAUCAUUAUUAUCUUACUUUUAUUUUUUUGA